AAUCUUGGCGGUGUUGUUUUGUACACGGCUCAGUUUAGCACUGUGGUCCAUCCCUUCUGCAAAGUAUAUUGUACCGUGAAAUCGUACAUAAUGUCUUUUGCGAAGGGUAAACGAUUCAACGAGGUUAAAGGUUGUGCUCCUCCAGUUGGUGCCUAUGACCCUAAAGAGGUUGAUAAGAAAAAGGGAGCAGUGAUCUUAAAAUCAACAACAGAAAGAUUCAAAGAGCCAAAGGUGAUAACCCCUGGUCCUGGAGCGUUUGACCUAUCGUCCAUUACACCUGGUAAAAAGAGUCUGAACGACACCCGCUGCAAACUCAACUCAACAUGUCUGGGCAAUCUAGUCUCGUCAGCAUCAAAGCGAUUGCUGAGCCAGUCCUCCUCAAUAUCCUCGUCUGUCGAGAGCCUGUCGUCUAAAGGAAAGGACAAGAGUGACACAAACGGAGGUUUGUGUGCACGGUGUAAACUGUUUUCUGAACAAGACUCAAAGGACUGGGCUCAGUCUCUCAAGAAAUGCAAAGAGGCCCUACAAGCCCAAAAGUUUCGACUGCAGGAAAAACUACGAGAGCUGGAACUGGAUUCUUGGAAAAAGGAUGACUCGAUCAGGUUUCUGAAAGGUGAGGUGUCUGCAACCAACGACCACAUGUUACAAGGAGAACAGGCGUUGUUUGAGGCCAAUGCAGAGAUUGCAGAGUACAAGGAGAAGCUGGAACAACUGGAGGAACAAGAAAAGACUGUUAACGAGAACAUCCGUCUGUUGUCUGAGAAGUAUGAGGUGAUAGAAAUGCAGCUCGCUGAGGAGCAAAGUCAUGGGAAGGAACGUCAAGUAGAGCUUCAGUCACGCCUGGAAGUUACACGCAGCAACUUGCAGGAGGUAGAGGAAGAUUGUGUUGAUCUUCAGCGAAGGAACAGUGACCUUCUGCGCAGCCUUCACAGUGAAAAGGAUGAGGUGGAAAAGCUUAUCUACCAGAUGGAUGAACAGAAGAAAUUGUCUUCAGACCUUGGCAGUCUUCUGGACAGCAAGGAGGAGAUCAUCACAGACUUAGAAAUACACCUCGAGGCCACCAAAAUAGAACUGCAAAACACAAAAGAUGUGGCUGAGAAAAACACUACCGAUCUACAAAGCCUUCGCGAAAAAAUCGCAGAGCUGGAGUCCACAGAGAAGUCACUGGAAAACCAACUGCAGGAGGAUUGCAUGACCAAUAAUCAGAUUGCUCGGUCCCAUGCUGACAGAAUCAUGGAGCUGGAGCAGGCAGAGCUAGUCCUAAAGGAAGAGGCACAACAAAAGGAUGAAAGCUUCCAUUCUGCUGUGAAGAGGUGUGAGAGUCUGGAAGAACAGGUGGAAAGGCUUACUAUACAGGUUAACAGUAUAAAGGAGGAGUUUGAGUGUACUGUGAGUGAGGUGAAGCGUACCAAAGAGAAGGAACUACAGGAUCUAAUGGAGACCGUAGACAGGGUGAGAGAAGAAAAGAACGGACUGGAGAGGCGUGUCGCUGAACAGGCUGAUGAAAUCUCGGCCCGAGAUGAUAAAGUCUUACUUCUGUCUAAAGAAAAGGAAUGUGUGGAAACAAAGAUGGCUGCCAAUGAGGUAGACCACCAAAGGAUUAUCAAGGGACAGAUAGAAGGGAUUGAGAACAUGAAUAUGAAAAUAGAGACUCUCUGUCAGGAAAAGUUGGAGCUAUUACGUCAGCUGGAACAGGUCGCCCUCGAUAGAGAUACAGUCGCACAACAGCUCCAGGAGACUAAAGAGAGUGUUGCCGUCACUGCUGCCCAGAAGGAGGCUGAAUGGUCACAUGACCUGCAACGUCUUACCAGUGACCUCAAGGCAAUCACAGAGGAAAAAGAAAUACUGGAUCAAAAGUUAUCCCAGGCGACAGCUCAGCGGACAGGGCUGAGCGAAUACGUUGAUGAGAUCAAGGCCGAGUUGGAAUCACAAAAACGAACCGUCGAGGAGGUCACACAAAAGUUGUCGGACAAUGUUGUUGAACUUACUGAGAGUAGAGACAGCCUUCAGCAACACCUUCACAUAGAGCAGACCAACUGUAAAAGUCUUCAGAGUGAGAACAACAGUCUGAUGAGCGAGAUCGACUACCUGCAGAAGUCAUCGAAACAGCUGAAAUGUGACGUAACAGAGGAGGGGAAACAGCAUCAAAAACAGGUGGAAGGAUUGAGUCGGGAGAAACAAAGAUUGGAGAGUCAGAUAGCAGAUAUUGAGAGACAACAUUCUUCUCUGAGGGAAGAGUUCACCUCCAGCGUAACGGAACGAUCAUCAGCUUUGGAAAAAGUGACCGAAUUAACUGACCAAGUUGCCAAACUGACCGACGACCUGACUGUCAGUCAAUCUGCGAGAGACAGUUUGAUGGAAAAUGUUACAGUACUAGGGGAAAAGAUAAUUGACUUAGAGGAGGAGAUUGACUCUGCAAAAUCAGUGAAUGUCUUUCUCAGUAAUCAGGUGACAGGAUUGACUGAACAGGUGACCGAAAUGGAAAACAAUCUAGAAUCAAGUGAAGCUAAAAACCAGCAGUUCGUCAGUCAAGUCGUGGAAUUAAAUAUACAAUUACUCGACAUGAGAGGGCAGUUGGAUUGUAGUGGAGAGCACAACGAUAGCCUGACCCGUCAGGUCUCGGGACUGAAGGUCCAGGUAGCUACAUUGGAAGAAGAUUUGAAAUCGAGUCAGGCUUUGCUCCAAGUCAAUACACAGGAAAAGUCAGUGAUUCGCGAGGAACUAACAUCUGUGCGAGCAGAAAAAGAAGCUCUGUCAGAUCAAAUUUCUGGACUUGCAAGCAGUUUGUCGACAGUUGAGCAUGAGAAGAAGUCAUUUUGCAAGCAGGCUGAUUCAUUAGCGGACAAACUGAUGCAUCUACAGUCAGAAUAUGAUACACAGAGUGAAACUGUGACUGCCCUUGAAGGACAAUUAUCACAUAGUCACGCCAGCUCAAAGGCUGUCUCUGAUAAAGUGUUAGUUCUGGAGGAAAAUUUGAAAUCUAGUGAAGUCGAAAUCAAGGCAAAGGUGGAAGAAGCCACUCACCUUAAAAGUUACCUGUCACACUUAGAGACUGAGGACAAGAAAAACAAGGAGUGCAUUGUCGCCUUACAGGAGCAGCUUGGCGAGGGAGCCAACAAAGAGGAGCUUGAUCAGGCCCUUAAGGAGCUAGAAAAGUGGAGGAAACUGUAUGAGGAUCUUCAGGCUAAGGUAGAGCCAUUCAUGGAGCAGUUGGAUGCAUUUGAGUUGGAGAAACAAGCUCUAACAGGUCGAAGUAAGAAUGCUCAGGCCGAGGUGGAUAAGCUGAGUAAGGAGUACGCCAAGCUGCUGGGCCACCAGAACCAAAAACAGAAAAUACACCACAUCAUCAAAAUCAAAGAGGAGAACAACACACUAAAGAAGGAAGUGUCUGCUCUACGUGAACAGUGCAACAAACACAAAAGAACUAUAGGCAAAAUGGAGGACAAGGUUCGGGUCGUCGAGGGCAAGAAAAGAUUUGAUUCUUCCAUGGCAUUCUCUCGCUCUAAGGAAAAUCUGGUUCCACCUUCUUCUCCACUCCGUGACGGCAACAGACACUGAUUGUUUGCGAGUUUGGAGAUUCAUUGGCAGCUGAUAUGCAUUUUCAACAGGAGCUUUCUCAGACAGCUAGAUUACAAUUUUAAUAUACCUUUAUCAUAAUGUGUUUUAUGAUUUCCUAAUCUAAUUGUUUACACUAUAUACUAUCCAGUUAAGACAAAGGAUACAACUGCAUUGUUUUAUAUUUGCAAAUAGUUUUUCUGACUUUGAGUACUCUCCCCUCUGUAUUGUAGACAAAGCAGCCAAAAUGAGUUUUGCUGGCUCCGAGUUACUUCCCUUGUAAAGUUCUCGUAUCUUCUGCGGUCUAUAAAUUAGACACUUAUUUUGAUGGUGUGUUUUUAUGAUUCCUGUAUGGCAAGAUUGGUAAAGUGUUCGCUUUGCGAUGUAAAGGUCCCAAGUUUGACUCCUGUAAUUUUGUAUCUUUUCUUUUUCAUAUCAAUUUUCAAACUUUCAAAAUUUUGAACAACCAUAUUUCUGUAAAAAGCAAUUUUUCCGGAACAUUUCUUUUGAAAAAGAACUUAAACCUUACCCCUACUCUUCUUCUAGAUGUACGGCCAUGUAAGGCUAAGCCAAAACAUUUCUACCUUAAAUAUAUCAGGCUGAGUCAAUUGCCAAAACUUGAAGAAAAUGUUGGAUCUUUUUUUUAAAGGCAAAUGUGGAAAAGUUUGGAAUUGUAAGACAUUGAUGAAUAUGAAAAGAAUGUAUAAAUGUUUUAUUACUUUAUCAAGUGAAAUAUAUUUAUAAUGCUAUCUUCUAUAUGUGGAAGAUUAAUGAAACUAUUCAAUGUAUUUGUUUUAAAUUUAUACCAAUUUGUCUGUUUCACAUUUAAUUCUGUACGUAAUAACCUUAAUACAUAUCAAUAAUACAUUGUAUGGUACAAUGUUGACUGAAACUUGACCAGAACACACAUGUUUUUAUUUGGUUAUUUUGUAAUUAAAAAUAUUUUAAAAAAUAAUGAUGUAUUUUUAAAGUUACAGUUUUGCUUCAGCUUAUAUUCAGGGAUGUAAGAAUGGCUAUUUUAUGGGUGAACUUAGUGUCCUUGAUAGUGUGUGGGAAUGGGAGUCUUGUUAGUUUAAGUUUCAUUUAAAAAAAAUCCAUAUUUUCAAAAGGGUUAUUACUAACAAUUGCUACUAAUUCUCCUUCGUAAAACCCUUAUAGAUAAAUGUAUGUGAUCCUAGGGUGAGAGAAAGAAAUUUGUUGUGUUUUUACUUCCGUUUGACUCCAAAAUUUACGGUAGGUGGGAAAGCAAAUUUUGUUAAAAAUAUAUUUACAGUGAUUGUGUAAAGCCUACAGUUCAGACUUGAAUAGUGCUUGAAUAGUCCCAUUUAAGAACUUUUUAACUUGCAGCUUCAGUAUCUUAUUGAUAUCGAAAUAUGUGUAGACUCUGUAUCACAAUACUUUUCAAAAGCUUAUUUUGAUGUAUCUGUUUAAGAAAAGGUGAUUAGCUAUGCAGAAAACUAUAGCCUAAUAGCUAUGUGCAAAAAAACAAUUGAAUAAGUUAUUAUUUGUGGUGGGAAUCAGUUGAAAUUUCAUAACCAGUGAUAUCAGAGAAGUUCAAUGAAAUUUUAAAAUUUCUAUAAUUCAUAUUAUAUUCUAUGAUCAGUCUGACAAAUAAUCAUUUGUAAUUAAGAUAUAAAACUAAAAAGUUGAAUUAUACGAUUUCAUUGAGAAUUUGCAUUGAAGUUUCAGAAAUCACAGAAAAUGAUAUUAAAUAAUGACAUUGGGAUAGUAGGAAUAAUUUAAUUUGGUUGCUAGGAAACGCAAACCGCCUGAUACAUCGAGUAUGUUCCAGGACUUCGAAUGAAUAUCCCGAUACAUUAUGUACCAGUUACAUUUCAUGGAAUUGAGUGAAUAUUUUGCUGAGAGGUAUAUGCAAAGUUUGUACUUAAUUAACUCAUUCACCCCUGAAAUUCCAUAAUGAACUAUUCCAGCCUUUGAAUUGGAAGAGUUCAAAUGUGUCUUCAGGGAUGAAUGACUUAAAAAUGAAAAUUAUUUAUCUCAUGAGUACAAAUUGUUAAUUACUUUUUCCAAAUAUCAAGGUGCGAACAGAUACUUUCCAGGUUAAUAUGUAUAACUUCUUAUCUAGCAUUGCUAGAAUACCUGCUCAAAUGUUUGUAAUUAGAGUAGUGUACAGACUUGUAAAGCAAUUUGCAAUUUGUAAUGUCACAGAUGUCCAAUAUCGGGACAAAGAAAUCUACUUCACUCCAUUUAUGAAUUUCUGUACUUUUUAUUAUUAAAACUAUUGAUAAUGUUUUCAUUCUUUUCAUAGCCCAUCUUUACUUAUGCAUGCUGUUGUGUUUCCAAGUGAUUAUCAACCCUUUCACCCCUAUGUACCUUUAGUAGACUAUACCAUGCAUUGAUAUGGUUGAGUCCAUUAUGGUCUACAGUGGUGAAAGGGUUAAGUAGUCGUAAUUAUGCAAAAAUCAUGUAAUCAGUCUCCGAGAUCGGUGAUAAGUGAAUUGAAAACCUGUGCUGUUUUUUUCCUGAGUGGUUUAACCAUUUCACCCCUUAUGUAACUUUAGUAGACUCUACCAUGCAUUGAUCUGGAUGAGUCCAUUAUGGUCUACAGUGGUGAAAGGUUUAAGAGAGAUGGGCCAGUACUUGAAAAUUUGAAAAACCUUUGCCUUUCUUUUCUAAUCUUCGUAAGAAAAAGGGAGCAUAUGAUGGGAACCUAUACUUGUCCUUAUUGUGUGAAUGCAGAGUAAUGAUGAUUUGACAAAUGAGCAUGAAUAAAUAACAUUUGGAUGAAAAUUUGUCUAUAUUACAUUCAUUUAAAUGAUAAAUAACUAGACAUAUAUGACAACUUAACUUUGUGAAUGGAAAAUGUUGGUGUGUAUUUUGCAUGGAUUUUUUAUGGUUUUGAGGAGAAUUGUAUACCUUGAGAUAUCAAUUUUGUACUGAAAUGGUCAGUGUCGUUUGUAAAAAUAUUGAUUCAGUUGGUACCCAGUGGUUGUUCUUAGAAGGUAGGUAGUCCCAGUGGUCUGUGUUAUAUCUCCAAUGAUGAAGAGUUCCAAUUGUGAUUCCACUUCAGCAAAAGAGUUCAUGUACUAAAGAAGUAAAUAUGUUAUAAUUUCCUUUUUAAUAAAAAAUAAACCCACCACGACUCCAAUAUGGGGGUUUAAUUUCUGGACCUAUUGGUUAUAAAACAGUAAUUCACCCAAGUAUUGCUUAUACAUAUAAUACGCCUUUUUGAGUUGGUCGUUUAUGAAGUAUGAUGUUUAUUUUCUGAAAAACAUUCAAGGCCUGUAUUAAAAAUGUGCAGGUCUGUCACGAAUUACUCCUGAAAUAUUACUUGUAAAAGAUAGACAAACCAGUUGGUUCACAUAAACAAACACGCCCUUAUUAUGUAGGUAAAUACAUUUAACCAAUAUUUCUGGGAAUAAUUUCAAAAUCUUUCAACUCCCUAAAAAGUUGUCAACCCACAACUGUUUUGUAUAAAUGAAUGAAGAGGAAUUAACAGGAACUUUCAAGGUUUUUAUACAAAAGAAAACUGGUAAAACUUUGUUCCUUAAUACUUGUAUGUAACUGGAUUAUUUUCAGUUCCUUUAAUAUGCUCAUACACGUAUUGGUAAAUAAAUUUGUGUGUAAUAACAAUUCAAGUUUCCUUAAACUAAGAUGUAUGUAUGAUUUUUUUUCUCUAAUAUAUACAUACUUUUUCCACAACUCAAAAUAUCUUUACUUCAUCAGAGCACAUCAAAACUCACUAGUCUCAUAUAUGUAUACAUACUUUUUUCCACAACUCAAAAUAUCUUUACUUCAUCAGAGCACAUCAAAACUCACUAGUGCAUACUCAACUGAUUUUACAUUUUCAGAAAAAUCCUUUCAGAACUCUUUCUAUUUUUGUAAUCCAUCAUUGUCCAUUUCUAAACUAUAUCUUCUAUAAUCCAAGGGUGGUGCUCUCUUACCUCCUCUCCACCUCUGAAAUAUGCCAUGACGAAAUCAAAGGCUCUGUAUGGACUAGUUUGAUCCUCUGAUGUAAAAAGAAAAAAAGUCAGGAGGCAGGGCAGUCUCGUGGUAAAACUGGCUUGCUUUCACGUUUUCAGUCAGGUGUUGCUCCUUUGUAAUCUUGGAAAGACUAAACAGCUGUAUGAUGCUGUGUAAGUGAUUUUUGGCAUACUGUGUCUUAUUACCAAAUUUUAAAGGUACAGUCACCUGUGUGUGUUCAUCUUUCAAAUGACAGGUACCAGCUUAGCAAUUGAUCAGAAUUGUUUUAUAACCAAAUCAAAUCAAAUAGCUAAUUGUAUGCCGGACUUUGUGCCCGACUUUGAUUUUGACAUAUCCCUGGGGUGCAGAGGCGUAGGAAAACGUAACCCCGUUGAAUUUUGUGGAUGUUUAGUGUGUAGCCGAUGUAUAUGCUGUUGCAAUUAUUGAAUGGUAUUUAUUGAUAUUUGUUAUUUCUUGUACUAUUAUUGAAUUGUCAUACUGUCGCCCAUCCUGGAUAUCCAGGAUGUUUGUCACCUGGAAAAGCUUGACAACCUUGAAUGGCAUUUCACUAUCGUUUUACACAAUACAUUAUGUCUAUGAUGUAGUUUUUACAUUGCCAAUUAAAUACAUGUUUUCUUUAAAAAAAAAAUU
This is a messenger RNA of Mizuhopecten yessoensis (Yesso scallop), 8130 nucleotides long. RefSeq names its product hyaluronan mediated motility receptor-like. Gene Ontology annotation, molecular function: hyaluronic acid binding. Bases 91 to 3558 code for a protein of 1155 amino acids. The transcript is spliced from 17 exons. The record is from RefSeq and is a predicted model, not a curated record. Lineage: Eukaryota; Metazoa; Mollusca; Bivalvia; Pectinida; Pectinidae.